AUGGUACAGUCUGUGGAAGCUAUGGCGCUGGCCAGGGUCUGUACAUGUUGUCGGUCGUUGGUACGUGAGCCUUAUAAAGGAUUGUUUUCUGGUGUUUUACAGCCUGGCUUUAUUGGAGGGUGUGUGGAAGCUAAGAGGCAUCUGUUGUCAGAGGAUAUCAUCAGACUACAAGAAUUCCAGCAGAAGAAGCUGGCUGUGGCUCACCUGGCCUAUGGAUCAAAAGGGAAUUAUAUUGAGGUCUUCAGCCAGAAGCUGCAAAAGAAUGAGCUAAUAUUAAGAGAUGAGCUGAAGCUGCUUCUUCACCUGUGCCAGUCUGCAGAUGACAUAAUGAUUGCCAGAGAUGCAAUGGUCAGGUAUAACGAAGAGAACCGGAACCAGCUUCAGGGAGAUUUUAGGUUUGGCCCUGUCUUCAUGAGACAGUGCUAUGAGCUGGGGAUGGUGGAAUUGGCUGCUGCUACAGUAACAGAUAAGAAUAUGAGAGGAUUUUUCAAGGAUGCUACCUCCUUCAACAUCGCUAUAGAUAUGCUAUUCACAAAAGGCUCUUAUGAAUAUGCUUUGGAGGUUCUAAGAACCAUGAAUAGUCAGGGUAUACCAUUCAACAAAGACACGCUGAUACUGGCUUCUGGCACCUGCUACAAACUGAACACGGCAGAGUCAUACAAGAUUUGUUUGGCUCUGAUAGAAGAGGGACAGACUAAAGGAAACUUCAUCCCCAGACAAGCUUUCUGCUUUGCUGUAGCAUUAGCAGUCAGACAGAAUGACAUUGAAAAAGCCAAGUUUUUGUACUUGCAGAUAAUGAACACUGACAGCAGGUUAUGCCAGAAUUUAAAGCUCGUACUACAGAUAGUGUCAGGAGAACUGAAAGAUGCCAUCGCCAAGCUGUCUGCAGCCGUGUUGCACAAAAGUCCACCGUUUGUGAAGAAGCCUGAAUUUUCUCAGGAGGUGAUCGAUGUGCUACGUUUGCAGAGUGAGGACGGACCUCUGAUGAUGAAAGUGGAGCAGGUAGUGACUCAGCUGGAGCAAGCUGAUCAGGUGACCCAGCAGACCCUCGACGACAUGCUGUGUCGCACACCGUCAGGGAAGAGGAAACCAGCGCCAAUAACGAUUGAGAGGAGAACAAGCAGAAGAACUCUAAAGCCUCUGCAGUCCACUCUGCUGUUAGAGUGAGAUGAGCUGUGGGAACUACAGCGUUCACUAAAAGAUCUGGUUCGAAUGGUCAGAUAGUGUAAACGCUGGCUGGACAGGACUUUGAUAGAUUGCUUUAUCUACCUCUGCUCACACACUAAUACAGUCAUCCUUCUGCAGUUGAGAAUUUUGAGCAUUUCUCUUCACGAAAUUUAAUCAAAAAGGUCACGGUUCAGUUUGUGCUUCAACAGAGAAAAAAAAUGCACACGUAAACCAGUAUGGAUUUCCUUGCAAUAAGUCUUUAAUGAAGAAUGUGUUGUAACUUGAAGGGUGGAUUAUUGUUCAAAGAUAAAUGGGAUAUUUA
Cheilinus undulatus (humphead wrasse) is the source of this 1489-nucleotide messenger RNA. It is a transcript of the gene ptcd2, whose product is annotated as pentatricopeptide repeat domain 2. The record is from RefSeq and is a predicted model, not a curated record. Gene Ontology annotation, molecular function: protein binding; RNA binding. NCBI's taxonomy places the organism in Eukaryota, Metazoa, Chordata, Actinopteri, Labriformes, Labridae. Bases 1 to 1167 code for a protein of 388 amino acids. Gene Ontology annotation, biological process: mitochondrion organization; regulation of mRNA processing; multicellular organism development. Gene Ontology annotation, cellular component: mitochondrion. The transcript has 10 exons.